Habropoda laboriosa is the source of this 1172-nucleotide messenger RNA. RefSeq names its product astacin-like. The transcript has 5 exons. Lineage: Eukaryota; Metazoa; Arthropoda; Insecta; Hymenoptera; Apidae. Bases 102 to 1004 code for a protein of 300 amino acids. Gene Ontology annotation, biological process: proteolysis. The record is from RefSeq and is a predicted model, not a curated record. Gene Ontology annotation, molecular function: zinc ion binding; metalloendopeptidase activity.
UAUAAAUAUAGAGUGUUGUGGUACACGUUUCACAGUCGAUUUAUUGUCGACAAACGUGUAAAGAACAGGUAAACAUCGAGGCAAGAAUUUAUCGUAGAAAGAUGUACAACUCGGUGAAAGGUGAAAUGUUAAUUGUGUUGGUGAUCGCAAUGGCUAUCGGAGGCUAUUCGAAAGCGGUAGGUCCAAAUACAGAAGAAAUCGAUGUCCCACCGAUGCCGAAACAUCAAGGCAUAUUCAACGAGAACUCUGAGUAUAGUUCCAUAGCGAAUCGUGUAAGUACAUGGAAAGAAACGGACAAACAAAACGUUUGGGAAUUAAGCGGCCUGCACGAAGGUGAUAUAAUGCUUAACGAGGACGAGGAGGAUAUUGGUACACAGAAUGGAGUAUUGGACCAGAAGUUACGUUGGCCCGGUGGAAUUAUACCUUAUUACAUAAAGGAGGAUGGUUUCGGAAAGAAGGACAUCGAAGUAAUCAAGGGUGCUUUAGAGGACUACAACAAGAACACCUGCAUACGAUUCCGUCCUUAUCGCAGCGGCGACAAGGAUUACAUCUACAUAAAAACCUCGAACACCGGCUGUUGGUCCUAUGUUGGUAGACAAAAUAACGGACAGGUAGUGAAUCUGCAGAACCCAGGUUGCGUAUACCACGGUACAAUCGUGCACGAGCUUCUGCACGCGAUAGGCUUUCAACAUGAACAAUGUUCCACGGAUCGCGACGACUGGGUUACCAUCAAUUGGGAAAACAUCCAGUCAGGUCGCGAGCACAACUUCGUAAAGUACGACAGCAAUACUAUCACGGAUUACGGAGUCGGUUACGAUUACGGCAGCGUGAUGCAUUACAGUACCUACGCGUUCUCGAAGAACAGCAAACCGACCAUUACGGCGAAAAAACCAACAAGUGUAAUUGGCCAAAGGAAAGGACUCAGUGACAAGGAUAAGAAAAAGUUGCAGGCAAUGUAUACAUCGAUUUGUAGCAACCGAAAUAUCGAGGAGAACGUGGAUUGAUCGAACGCACGAAAUUUCACGUAACUUGGGACAGUUUAGUUCGAGUUCGCGUUAAAUAACACGGAAAAAUAAUGAGAGAAUACUGUUUCAUUCGGUAAAAUCUAAAUUUAGAUUUUUCUAUUGUGUACAAAAAAGUAGAUAUUAAAAUAUUUGAAUAAAAAUGCAUCA